Messenger RNA from Solea senegalensis (Senegalese sole), 4359 nucleotides. RefSeq lists its product as uncharacterized. Gene Ontology annotation, biological process: DNA integration. The transcript is spliced from 17 exons. Bases 54 to 1592 code for a protein of 512 amino acids. Gene Ontology annotation, molecular function: nucleic acid binding; GTPase activity. The record is from RefSeq and is a predicted model, not a curated record. NCBI's taxonomy places the organism in Eukaryota, Metazoa, Chordata, Actinopteri, Pleuronectiformes, Soleidae.
UUUUUCUUGUCGGGGACUCCCACCUGAGGCCCAUCGUCGAUGGCUUUGUGAAGAUGCCGGAGAGGGGCAUUUCGUUUGGUGCCAUGUCGACGCCUGGGGCCUGUGCCAGGGACCUGAGGACCGAGUUGGUGCACUUGAGCGACAAACCAGGAAUGGAGCUCCUGGCAGACGUGCUGUGGGAAAUCUCUGAUCGGCUGCUGGAGACAGCUGCUGAGGUGGAGGUUCGUCCCAGCACUCCGCCACCCACUCCAUCUCCUCCACGCCCAGGUCCCAGAGUUGUUGUGAGGGGAAAGAUCCGCUCCCCUCGUCCAGCACGCAACCCAUUGGAUUGGACGCUGGUUGGACCACGCAAGAAGAGGAGCUCCCCAGUGCCACUGUCUCCUGAUGCUCCCAAGAGGGGGAUGGUUCAGCUUAAGGAGUGUUGCAUCCCGCUUACACCUGUGUGGUUCAGCCCAGCCAUUCUGGAGUCCAUGAACCAGGUCCGUCCGGCUGACCUUGGUGACCCUGUGGAUCAUCCAGCUGUCCACAAGCAACAAAUGAAGGUGGAUCGUCGCCGCAGGGCUCUUGCUCCCAAGAAGACCCGGGAGAGGCAGCAGGUGGAGCUGGAGGAGGAGUGGCCCUUACCUACAAGGGCUGUGGUGUUUUCAACGCAGGAGAACUACUGCUUCCCGCAGGCCUCUGGCACAGAAGCAGGUGGAGGCAACACCGCGUGUGGGGGAGGAGUCUGUGGAGCCAUUUCCUGCCAUGGAUGUGGUGGUGGAGGAGGAGGGUCAGCACACACAAAGAUCCAGCAAAGGCUGGUAAAAAAGCAGAGGUGUAUAAGGCGCUUGGAAGAGAAGAUGAGAGAUGAACUUGACAAAGUCAAAAAGUCCGUGGAAGAGGCUCAUUCAGCUUUUGAAUCACACCUUGCAGAGGGCGUUGAAGAAUCACUACGUUUAUGUGACAAAACAAUGAAGUCCAUUUUAGAGCCUCCAAGGACAUUAGGUAGCAGCUUUCACAAGAUACUGAAGUAUGUAGUUCAGAACAAUGGUGCCUACAAAUCAAAGAAAGGGAAACCUAAAAACUUGAAUGAGAAGUUAAGUUCACAUCUGACUGACAGCAUUGAUGCAGAAUUCAAGAAGACCUUCCCAAAUGAAAGCAACUCUGGACCUUUCAAGAAUGUCAUCAAAGAGUUUUCACUGAACACAGAGACGCUGAUUCAAAAGCACAAUGACGUCAAACUGCAACUCACUUUUCUCAAGACAGAGGAGGACAAACUCAAACUACAGCUCCACAAAAUCGUCCGGGAUCGUAAGAAGAAGAUCUACAGCAGCCUGACAGACACAAUUGAGGCAAACAUGAAAACAUGCUAUGACGAAGCAAAAGAGAUUCGUGGACCGGGCUCACUGUUAAAAAUGAGGGAGAUUAUUCUGACUCAUGUACGUGGUACAAGGAACACAAUGUUUGAGAUGGCUAAAAAGAACAUGUUGACACAACUGGAUGCUUUGAAGGGGGAAAUUCUGAAGAAACUCGAGGAAACCCUGAUGGAAUCAAUUGAACUGGCACUCAAGACAGACAGCGACUCAUUCCCAGGUGCUACCCUCCCCACCUGACUGGUCAGGCACACCUGCGGCACCUUGGCAAUCAGGUGGACUGUCUCAAAGCUGCAGGGAUGGAAGCAGACGGGGCCAGUGGGCCAAACCGCCAGAUCGUGAGAAGUGCUGAUGAUCAUGAAGGAGAGCCGUGUGCUGCUCUCCGCCUUUGAUUCAUUCUUAUUUCCUUGGGGCUCCGGCCAUCGUGUUACCUUCGCUUCGCUUCCAUCAGGAAGUAGAUUUAUGUUAACGCUGAUUUACUUAGGCAUAAAUAAAUAGUCUAAGUAUACAAAUAUCUUUGUUUCUUUGCUUUCUUGAAACGCCCGGUACAGUAUUUAAUUGUUGCUCGCCUUUUCCCCUGGAUGCCACAUAUGGGGGCGUAACAAUUUUGGGGGCUCGUCCGGGAUUUAAUUUCGUUUUGAGAAAUCAGUAAAGAUGUUUGUAGUUUAACUAUUUUGUUUUGAAAGCGGCAAUUCACUUCCGGUGGUUUGCAGUCUGUAUUGACGGCGGUGUAUGCACGAUCUAGCCUUACCUAUUUGUACAACUCCCUCAGUUAGGUAGAAGUGUCCAGCUGGGUUGCACGGCACCCUUCCAUCGGACACUUGUUUAUUGUUUUACCUUUUUUAUUUUCGGAGCAAAUCCUGGGCGGGGAUCAAGUUCCCCGACGGGGGUAGGCGUUUCGGGGCUCCGGCCGCCGAUGUUUCUGCCUUUCAAGUCGCCUCGAGCCCGGCACGCUCCAGAAGACAGACAGGAAAGGUGGAUGAUCAGCGUCCUGUCACAGUGUUGCGAGACACUGGUGGCUCCCAGUCAUUCAUUCUUUCCACUGUACUGCCCCUGAGCGCGGAGUCUGCCUGCGGCACAAGCGCAAUUGUAAGAGGUAUCGGGAUGGGGUUUGUACCUGCCCCUCUUCACCGCAUCCAUGUCCAGUCUAACCUUAAAACUGGUUUCUUCCGGGUAGCUGUCCGUUCUUCGUUUCCCAUCGAUGGAGUCGGAUUUAUUAUGGGUAACGACAUAGCUGGGGGUGAAGUAUAUCCAUCACCCGAAGUCGUUGACAACCCUGUGGCAGAACCUAGACAUGAUGAUCUGGUCCAGUGUCACCCUGACGUAUUUUCAGUUAGUGUGCUAACUAGGGGGCAGGCCAGAAAACAAGCUCAGGAUGUCGAUCUGUCUGACUCUGUUUUUGCUUCUGCCAUAUCUGAGGACAGGCUGCCUGCUACGAGAGAAAAGGAGAACUGGGCUGGAGACCUAGAAAAAUGUGAAGGUGGGACAGAGCCCGUCGCUGCUCAUGUGCUGCCACUGACCCGUGAGGCGCUCAUCAGCUCCCAGUCAGGUGACCCGUCUAUGAGAAAAUGUUUUGCAGCAGUUGAGGAUGUCGAUAAAUGUUCUGAAGGUCAGUCAUUUUUCUUGGAUAACGGGGUAUUGAUGCGGAGAUGGAUUUCACCACUAGGAAAAACCAAUGCAGUUAGUGACUGUGGCACAGUGUGUCAGAUAGUGAUUCCAGCUGAAUAUCGGCAGCAUAUACUAGAGUUAGCUCAUGAUCAUCCCUGGUCCGGUCACCUUGGUAUCACCAAAACCCAUGACCGUAUUCUGAAGCAUUUCUUCUGGCCAGGAAUGAAGAAGGAAGUGACACGCUUCUGCAAAACAUGUAGUACCUGCCAAGUGGUGGGGAAACCAAACCAGGUUGUUCCUCCAGCCCCUUUACAUCCUAUUCCUGCUGUUGGUGAACCCUUUGAACGCGUAUUGGUCGAUUGUGUUGGUCCGUUGCCGAGGACAAAAUCUGGUAACCAGUUUCUGUUAACGGUAAUGUGCGUUACCACUCGUUUCCCUGAGGCCAUUCCACUGCGAAAAAUCACUGCACCUGCCAUUACGCGGGCGUUAAUUAAAUUCUUUACCAUGUUUGGUUUACCGAAAGUUGUACAGACUGAUCAAGGAUCCAACUUCCACAAUGUGCGUGGCCCACUGAAAUUGUUAAAGGAAAAGUUCUUGUGUAAUACUUCUUCACAGACUACAGUGCGGGAUUUUGUAUCACGAUGUAAGGAGCGUUUACGUAAUGCUUCUGUGCUGGCUAAAGUGGCACUCUCCUCCUCGCAGGAGAGUAUGAAAGAACGGUUUGAUCGAAAGGCAGUUAAGCGUGAGUUUGAACCUGGUGAGAGAGUUCUGGUGCUGUUACCGACACCUGGCUCUGCCCUUACUGCCCGUUUUUCAGGCCCAUAUGUCAUAAAAAGCAAAGUGUCCGAUACGAACUAUGUCAUUCACACACCUGAGCGCAGACGCAAGGUGCGGUUAUGCCACAUUAACAUGCUUAAAUCCUAUCAUUCCAGAGAGGCCAACCAGGGGGAGCAGGAAAAAACUCCGGAGACUGCUGCCCCUCGUGAAACAACUACUUCCUUGAUUUGUGUGGAAUCAUUGCCUGACGAUGGGUUGGCUGUACUAGGAAGUGAUCAGCAGAGUGUGUGGCGUGUGACGUGGGCUGGAGUUGUCUUAAGACGGUUGGUCGGACUGGAAGUAACUACAGCGGCUGAACAGCAGCGCCUUGCAGCCACACAGUGGAGUGCAGCAGUCAUCAGCAGCACAGCAUGCGGCGUCAGCAGUGAUAGCACAGCCACAUCGAGUCAGUGCACCAGUCGACCAGCGGACCCAGCCUGGUGACAGUGAAGCUCAGCCACUCACCAGGCCACACGGAAGCCACACCUUCAGUCACCCCUUCUAGUACUUUUAAUUAAAUUCCCUUGGACUCAAUCAGCUUUUUAGAUGUUUAUAUGAAUAAUAAAAGACUCGUUAAAUUAUA